GAAAAGUGCCGAUCUGACAGUCUCCCACACUCUCUGCCUGACUAACGCACCCUCCUUCGCUCUCCGUCUCACAGCCAUGAGCACAGCGCUGUGGCUCUGUCUGCUCUGCCUGCAGGGCUACCUGCUCACACAGGCUCUCGACUGCGCCGAUGGAGGCAGGGACUGCGCCGGCAGGGAGGUCAGCGAGGUCGAGAUGAGGGUCCGGCGACACACUGACCCAGACAGAGAGAGAAGAGGUCACGUCGGCCAAGCCAGCCUGCCUGGAACAUUUUCAGCCAAAGGCUUUCCUAACACCCUCAUUCAGGCUGACAGAUCAAGGCGUCAUUUGACCAGCAAUAAGAAGAAACACGUGACUCGCAAAUCUCGAGUCGGCACUUACUCACUGCUCAAACACAACCCGUCGACCCCUCUGCAGAUAGUCCGAGCUCGGAGACACACUGGAGCUGCCACCCCACACAUGCCUCCAUUAAAGACCGUGAAGCAGAGGUCCAGGAGAAGUGCGGCCAAAAAGAAGAAGAGCACAAAGGCUGUGGUCUGCUCGUGAGAUGGGACGUCCAUAGAAGAAGUCAAAAACAAGCACACCAACUAUAUUCACACUUAGAGGCUGCCGUCCUGUAGGCUUUUUCAUAUUUAAAGGUGGUAAAAUAUAAUCAUCAGUCAGUCAGGAGGGUCAGUAUCUGCUAACAGUUACCGUCACUCUUCUGGGCACAGAACGCCCACAGAUCCACCAUCAGGACAGUAAAACACACAAAACAUUUCUCUCUGUACUAUCAACAGUAAUGGCACUGGAAUGGAUCAAUUAUGCAUUUUUCUUAUAUUAUUAUACAGAGCAAUACUAUAUAUGAUGCAGAAUUUGUUCAAAACAAGCUGAUCUAUGCAUGUAUAAGGCAUUUCUGGUAGAAAGAAACUCAUAUUUCAGCGCAAAACAGGUGCUAUGCAAAAUAUUUCUACAAGAAAACAGGCCGAACUGAAAACAUACCAAGCUUCACAAAUGCAUUCACACACAUUUAUAUGUAACACAGUUAAUAAUGUUUUUAUAUUCCUCUUUUUACGAAGCUAAUAUAAACAGUUUUUCUAAUAUAAUAAUAAAUAAUAUAGGUUUAUAUACAGUGCGUUAUCAGGCAUAUUUACAGGUACUAUGUACAUUUUUCAGUAAAUAAAGCCUUCAAACUACAUAUUUGAAUCAUUUAAGGCCACUUACUGCUGAUGUAAAUGUAUUUAUAUCAUGCUUUAAAUGGUGACACGUGUCAGUGAAGAUUUCUGGUAUUAAAGUUGUCAUUUACUUUGUUUUGCA
Messenger RNA from Pygocentrus nattereri (red-bellied piranha), 1294 nucleotides. RefSeq lists its product as uncharacterized. The transcript has 5 exons. The coding region runs from base 77 to 544 and encodes 155 amino acids. Lineage: Eukaryota; Metazoa; Chordata; Actinopteri; Characiformes; Serrasalmidae. The record is from RefSeq and is a predicted model, not a curated record.